Hemibagrus wyckioides is the source of this 2010-nucleotide messenger RNA. RefSeq names its product prostaglandin E receptor 2a (subtype EP2) (gene ptger2a). NCBI's taxonomy places the organism in Eukaryota, Metazoa, Chordata, Actinopteri, Siluriformes, Bagridae. The record is from RefSeq and is a predicted model, not a curated record. The transcript is spliced from 2 exons. The coding region runs from base 405 to 1520 and encodes 371 amino acids. Gene Ontology annotation, cellular component: plasma membrane. Gene Ontology annotation, biological process: cellular response to prostaglandin E stimulus; positive regulation of cytosolic calcium ion concentration; inflammatory response. Gene Ontology annotation, molecular function: prostaglandin E receptor activity.
CAAUCUGGCAACCCGGUCAAUCAUUUUGCUCGGCGAAAGCCAGCUCGGAGCUCACUCUCACUCACCAGGACAGAGCAAACGGGAACAUCACCACCGGGAAUGACACUGAUCAUACGGUUUUUGUUUCUUUUUUAAUCAAGCAUGGAUAAAACAACGCGUGAAUUGAUUUCUGAUCGUCUUACCGGCGCCGUUUUAUUUACGUGUCGGUUUUAUGAAGUUUCUCCUUUAAAGUUUCUCUGGUAACUUCUGUGGAAUAGUGUCUCGAAUUAGAAUCUAAUCUACACGUGUCUUCAGGAGCCCAAAGUUCUACCGGUUUCAAUGGAGGCGACCUGUUGGAUUUCCACGCUUUAAUUUGCCUGUAAAAAAAAUCAAUAAUAAAAAAUAUAUAUAUUUUCCGGGUCUGAAUGGACGUUAUGCUCGAGGGGAACAACAGCUGUAAUAACACACGGACUGUGGAGAACAACGCGAGCCCGGUGAUAAGCGCGCUCAUGUUCGCGGCGGGUGUGCUGGGCAACGCGGCCGCGCUCCUGCUGAUCGAGGUGCGGCGACGGAAAGAGCGCAGCCGCAAGCAGCACGAGUAUCAGAGGCGUACCUUGUUCCACGUGCUCGUGACCGCGCUCGUGGUCACCGACUUGGCGGGCACAUGCCUGGUCAGCCCUCUCGUGCAAGCCGCGCACGCACUCAACACAACGCUGAUUGCCAUGGGCGAAAACAGGGGCGCGUGCCACUACUUCGGCUUUGCUAUGACUUUCUUCAGCCUGGCCACGCUCUCGCUGUUACUCGCCAUGGCGCUGGAGCGCUACCUCUCCAUCGGCUACCCGUACCUGUACGGGCGGCGGGUGAGCACGCGCUGCGGCUACGUCGCCAUACCUUGCGUGUACGCGCUGUGCGCGCUCUUCUGCUGCUUGCCUUUUGCGGGCUUCGGCAGCUAUGUGCAGUACUGCCCUGGCACCUGGUGCUUCAUCGACAUGAACCCCGAAGACAGCGCUGACCGGGUGUUCGCCAACGUGUACGCCACCGUCAUACUGCUCAUGGUGCUCGCGGUGGCCGCGUGCAACUGCUUUGUCGCCUAUCACCUGGUGAUGAUGUACCGGAGACGCCUGGUAAAUCGCGGAACGUCAGUCACGCGCAGCAGGAAGGAACGGAGACCCUUUUCUCUCUCGCAGGAAGUGGAGUAUCUCAUCCUCUUAGUCAUCAUGACAGUUAUAUUUGUCAUAUGUAGCCUGCCCUUAAUGAUCCGAGUGUACAUUAACUCCAUACAGAGGCGCAACGAAAGCAAGACUGACCUUAUCGCGCUGCGCUUCAUUUCCAUCAACUCCAUCAUCGACCCGUGGGUGUUUAUCAUCCUCAGCCCUUCUAGGCUACGCUUCCUUUUGGGAGCGCUGUGCAAAGCCGGAAACAGGAACUCGAUUUACAGAACCUCGCUGGCUAAAAACUCUGAAGGACCGAUCGAUCAGUGCCAAAACAUCACCGUCAGCACUGAGAUCACACACCUGAACAAAUCCGCUCAGAUGAUAUGACCGAGGAUUUGACAUCAAGCUAAAAAAAAAAGUCCACUCUGUGGGAUUCCCAGACGCUGGAAGAUCAGCAGAGGGGUUUCUGGAAAGAUUGUAUGUUUUUUCAAGCUUAAUUUAGAGUCCCCAAGAGCCAGGCCAUUUUGAUUGACAAUGAGAUACUAACUCUACAGUGACCUGGAACGAUUGUUGUUGUUGUUGUUGUUGUUGUUGUGUUCUUUUGAAACCACUAAAGUGUUUUUUUUAUAGUAAAGACUGAAUUCUCUAAGCGCUUAAAAAAAAAACAAAGGUCAUGACGGACAACACGACUACAUGAAGAAUGUACUAGAAUGUCCUUCAGGAUAAGUUCCAUAUAAGAGAGUGUGUAACAGAUUAUGGUGUGUUAAGGCUAUCUAGGAUGGACAAAAUGGACAAAGUUUGUUCUGCAAUUCCUGUGUGUCUACGCAUCAUCGCCUCAUGUUGGCUUUUUAUGGAGCUUGACUGGGAAUCAGUGGAA